GCCAUGGUCAACCCCACCGUGUUCUUCGACAUCGCGGCCGAUGGCGAGCCCUUGGGCCGCAUCUCCUUUGAGCUGUUUGCAGACAAAGUUCCAAAGACAGCAGAAAACUUUCGUGCUCUGAGCACUGGAGAGAAAGGAUUUGGAUAUAAGGGUUCUUCCUUUCACAGGAUUAUUCCAGGAUUCAUGUGCCAGGGUGGUGACUUCACACGCCAUAAUGGCACUGGUGGCAGAUCCAUCUAUGGAGAAAAAUUUGAGGAUGAGAACUUCAUCCUGAAGCAUACAGGUCCUGGCAUCUUGUCCAUGGCAAAUGCUGGACCAAACACAAACGGUUCCCAGUUUUUUAUCUGCACCACCAAAACUGAGUGGCUGGAUGGCAAACAUGUGGUCUUUGGGAAGGUGAAAGAAGGCAUGAACAUUGUGGAAGCCAUGGAGCGUUUUGGGUCCAGGAAUGGCAAGACCAGCAAGAAGAUCACCAUUUCCGACUGUGGACAACUCUAAUUCUUUUGACUUGCGGGCUUCUUACCCACCAGACCAUUCCUUCUGUAGCUCAGGAGAGCACCCCAGCCCCAUCUGCUUGCAGUA
Chionomys nivalis (European snow vole) is the source of this 582-nucleotide messenger RNA. RefSeq names its product peptidyl-prolyl cis-trans isomerase A-like. The transcript has a single exon. Lineage: Eukaryota; Metazoa; Chordata; Mammalia; Rodentia; Cricetidae. Gene Ontology annotation, biological process: protein folding; protein peptidyl-prolyl isomerization. The record is from RefSeq and is a predicted model, not a curated record. Bases 4 to 498 code for a protein of 164 amino acids. Gene Ontology annotation, molecular function: peptidyl-prolyl cis-trans isomerase activity.